Molecule: messenger RNA, 456 nt
Organism: Canariomyces notabilis
Lineage: Eukaryota; Fungi; Ascomycota; Sordariomycetes; Sordariales; Chaetomiaceae
Product: DNA-directed RNA polymerases I, II, and III-like protein
Exons: 2
Coding region: 1-456 (151 amino acids)
Biological process (GO): DNA-templated transcription
Cellular component (GO): RNA polymerase II, core complex; RNA polymerase I complex; RNA polymerase III complex
Source: RefSeq, a predicted model, not a curated record
AUGUCCAUCGCCUCGGACGCGCAGCUCUUUGAGGAGCACUUUCGCGUCGAGAGGCUCAGCGAGCCCAAGUACGACCGCGUUGACCGUAUCUACUGCAAGUCGGAGCCGGACAAGAGCAUCGACAUGACGCUUGACGUCAACAAGGAGCUGUUCCCUUGCAAGGUGGACGACGAGCUGCACAUUGCGCUGGCCACAUCGCUGCACUACGACGGCAGCAAGGACGAGGAGCGCGGGUGGCGCGACGUGGCCAAGGCCGGCUCCAGCGAGGCGACUCUGGCCGACAUCUUUGAGUAUGUCUGCUACGGAAAGAUAUACAAGUUUGAGGACGCCGAGGAUGGGCAGACAAUUAAGGCCUAUAUCUCUUUCGGUGGCCUACUAAUGUCACUUGAAGGGCCGUACAAGAAGCUCACGCCCUUGCGGGUGGACUAUGUCUACCUGCUUGCUCGGAAGCGGUGA